Molecule: messenger RNA, 4421 nt
Organism: Pseudopipra pipra
Lineage: Eukaryota; Metazoa; Chordata; Aves; Passeriformes; Pipridae
Gene: GABRE
Product: gamma-aminobutyric acid type A receptor subunit epsilon
Exons: 9
Coding region: 47-1411 (454 amino acids)
Biological process (GO): nervous system process; gamma-aminobutyric acid signaling pathway; chloride transmembrane transport
Cellular component (GO): plasma membrane; synapse; neuron projection
Molecular function (GO): GABA-gated chloride ion channel activity; inhibitory extracellular ligand-gated monoatomic ion channel activity; GABA-A receptor activity
Source: RefSeq, a predicted model, not a curated record
CACCGCCGCCGCCGCCGCCCCCGGGGCCGCCCCUCGCCUCGCCGAGAUGCCCGGGACGGUGCUGCUGCUCUGCCUGGCCCUCGGGCCGGUCCUGCGCGCCAGGUGUGAGAGCACAGAGGAAUACGAUUACGAUUACCUCAGCAUCAAUAAAACCUGGGUCCUCACCCCCAAGGCACAGGAGACUGAUGCCACACAGAUCCUCAACUCGCUGCUGAAGAACUAUGACAACAAGCUGAGGCCCGACAUUGGCAUCAAGCCCACGUUCAUUGAUGUGGAUAUAUAUGUGAACAGCAUCGGGCCGGUGUCUGUCAUCCAGAUGGAAUACACCAUUGAUAUCUUCUUUGCUCAGACGUGGUACGACCGGCGCCUGCGGUUCAACAGCACCUUGAAGGCCCUCACGCUGAACACCAACAUGGUGAGCCGCAUCUGGAUCCCAGACACCUUCUUCAGGAACUCCAAGCGGGCUGAUUCCCACUGGAUAACCACUCCCAACCAGCUCCUCCGCAUCUGGAACGAUGGAAAAGUGCUCUACACGCUCAGGCUGACAAUUGAGGCUGAAUGUCUGCUCCAGCUGCAGAAUUUCCCAAUGGACACUCACUCCUGCCCUUUGGUUUUUUCCAGUUAUGGAUACCCUCGGGAGGAGAUUGUCUAUCGCUGGAGGCGCUACUCCAUCGAGGUCUCUGACCAGCGCACCUGGAGGCUCUACCAGUUUGACUUCACGGGGCUGAGGAACACCUCAGAAGUUCUCAGGACUGGGGCAGGGGAGUACAUGGUGAUGACAGUUUCUUUUGACCUAAGUAGACGUAUGGGUUAUUUUGCCAUUCAGACCUACAUUCCCUGCAUCCUGACUGUUGUGCUUUCCUGGGUCUCCUUCUGGAUCAAGAGAGACUCUACACCAGCCAGGACAUCUCUGGGAAUCACGACUGUGCUCACGAUGACCACCCUGAGCACCAUCUCCCGCAAGCACCUGCCCCGUGUUUCCUACAUCACAGCCAUGGACCUCUUUGUCUCCGUGUGCUUCAUCUUCGUGUUCGCAGCUCUCAUGGAGUAUGCCACACUCAACUACCUGGUGGGGAACAAGAAACCACUGGAGCACAACAACAGGAAAGCCAGGCUGCCACCUGCCGGUGCACAGGUGAUGCCAACCUUCACCACCAUCAACAUCAACCACAUCAUGCACUGGCCCCCAGAGAUAGAGGAGGAUGACGAUGAUGAUCCUGGCUCGCCAUGCUUGGAAGGAAAGGAGUGUGAGAGGUUCUUCUGCUGCAUUGAGGACUGUCAGACAGGGAUGUGGCGGGAGGGGAGGGUCCGCAUCCACAUCUCCCGCCUGGACUCCUACUCUCGCGUCUUCUUCCCCACUGCCUUCCUGCUCUUCAACAUUGUCUACUGGAUUGCCUAUCUCUAUCUCUAGCCCUUCUUUGUCCUCUGCUGGAAUGGACUGGAGACCAGCAAGGUGGGCUUCUCAAGGAGCAUAGAGAACAGCAUCUCUUCUGUUGUAGUCAGCUGUCAGUCGGAACAAUCCAACCUGGUGAUUCCCUCUUCCUGCUCUCUCAUCUCUUCUGAGAAGAACCAAACAGCUUUUUUUUAGCCUUCUAACAUAUCUUUUUAGAGAAUCUACCCUUCCCAAACAGCCUCAUCUCCAACACCACCAGCACUGUACUCCUUGUAAGAUUGCCCAAAAACAUCCUAUUCCCAUCUCAAGCAUUAGGGAUUUUGUCAAAAAAAAAAAACCUUAAUGCAUUUCACUUUUCCAUCCAAUCCUACUCCAAAAUUCCACGGGAAAUGAGGGCAAAUGGAGUUUUCUGCAUAGUUGUUAAGACUGCAAAGGAAAUAAAGGAGAUCUUAUAGCUUCUGCACCACUUCCACCAGAACAGACUUUGUGGGUGCUAGAAGCUUGGAAAGGUCAGAAGGAAAUGGUGUGGAAAAGGGCAGCAGUACAGCUUCUCACAGUAGCUGGGCUUGGCUAAAAUGUUUUGAACCUGCCCAGACAUCUGACAGUGGCACUGACAAGGAUGAAGCAGCUGCAAGCCUCCACCAGCUCCCUGCAGAACAUCUAGGAAGCAUUCCUCAUGGAUCGCUCCGCUUGUUGUGCCAAGUGGCACCCGAGACAUCCACCCACGGAGGCGUUGCUGAUUCUCGUCAGAUGGUGGCAAAAAGCACUUCACAAGUUUGCAGGGCCCGUCUGCCUCCCUGGAGCAGCCUCUUCAGGGCCCACAGUGACAUUCUUUGCUUUGUGAUCGGGAUUUGGAGCGGGCUCUGCAGCUCACGUUGGGCAUCACCAAAAGAGGGUGAAAGUCCUUGUGCUACAAAGGCCAGAAGUCUCCUGAGCCUGAUAUGAGGUUUUCUUAGGCCUGUCUCACGUGAGCUGGGCUCUCCUGUGCCAUGCAGCACAGAAGGGCAGUGCUUUCCUGCACAGCAACACUUGUUGAAACUAUCAGGUCUGCUGCACCCACCGGUGGUGGGAAGAGAGCAUUCCUGCAGCUCAGAUGCGUUCCUUUAAUUAUUUCUUUUUUUUUUUAUAAUUACAUAAAAUGACAGCCUUCACUAAGCCUGUAUGACUCCUCCCAGUUGCCAUCGAUACUUGGCCCUUUUCCUCCCCAAAUCAAGAAAGGGAGUGAGUUGUCCCUGAUAGAUUUCAAGGUCAGACAUAUUGAGAUGGUUCCUUCUGAUCCAUCUCAAAGGGAUAGAGAAAUCCAUAAUGCAGUUUCAACUGGGAAGAAACUGCGUAGUAUAGAAGAGGAAACUCAGGCCCAAGGUCCAUAAUAUAUAAACUGGCUGCCUCCCCAUUUAUACCAACUGCUGAUGUAGCCCCCACCAUGACUGUGAAAAACAAUGGGCCAUUAAUAGUUACUUACUGUGUCAGUUAGAAACAAAGAAGACCUUUUUUUAAAAACAGCAUGUUUUAGAAAAAAACUAGUACUUAAAAGACUUGUCAUGAGAAGAAAGCCAGCAUGGCUGCAGAGAAAAAGUUAGGAAAGGCUGGCUCACAGGACAGCUAACAGAGGCAGGAGGUUUUACAUAUUCUUGGAGAGCAAUUUGAUCUGGUUUAAAGACGGAUUUUGACACUGUUAAAUCUGAUCUGAAUAAUGAAGUGUCAUGUUUAAUUCAUUCAUAAAUACAGCCUUACCUUGGUUCCAGAGGAGCAGCUAGAGCAUCUUAUUAAGUAUACAAUAGUACAACAGUCAGCUAAGUAUAACCUAAUGGGGUCAGACCAGCAGAGCUCUGAAAGGGGAAAUUGUGCCUGUCUAACCUGUUACAGUUCUUCUUUUAAAAUACCAAGUAAGAGAUAAAGGUUACUCAGAAGCAUAAUUUGCUUAGCUGCUCCGACAGCUUUUGAAAGGAUGGAAAGAAAUUAUGGCGGGCGGUUCUAACUGAGGAAAUUGAUUUAGCAAAAGAAUUAUUAAGGAGGUUCUAAUUAGAGGAAAUUAACUGAGGAGAGGGGGGGGGAAAAAGAAUUGUUAAGGAGGCUCUAAUUAGAGGAAAUUAAUGUUUUAGAGAGACAGACACAGAGAGGGAGAAGUCUAAGAAAAGAAUCAAAACAACUUCCAGACAAGGGGAGCUGCCGGGUGACAGUGCCGACUCCCAGCCGGGCGGGUGGAUGUUCUGCUCCCGAUAGCAAAGCGUUAUUAGAUGUAGCAACAGAAAAACCUCCUAUGACUCAGCCCUACACCAACGGGGAGCUGGAUUAAACAGGGUCCUGUGAUCCCUGUCGGGAGCCAAAAGGAAAGAGCAUCCUAGAUUAAAACUGGCUCGCAGGACGGGCUCCGAGCGCAGGCUCUGAGCGAAGCCUGUCCCCGCGCUGCGGAAGGCAGCUGUUGGGGUGUGCGUGGGAGGGGACACCCCGUGGCAAACCAGGGCCCGGGCCAAGUAUGCUCAUUAACAGGAUGGUGGCUCGAAAGGUGUGCUGGCAAUGUGGGCUGCAGUGAACACAGGCAGCGAAACGUGGAAGCAUCUGAGAAAGGGAGGGUGGAAGGGAAAAUUUAACAGCCAAGUGCAAAGGAGUCCAAACAUCUACAAUUUGCUGUAACUUCAAAGCUCUGGGGAGCCUUGAUGGACACAGGUGAUUAUCACUGGAGUACAGGCUUCAACCCUGAGAGCAGCAACUUGUUGAAAUUAGACCUUUAACAGAAUCAGCCAGGAGAGAAACAGGGUGUGCAAGAAACCUAAGAGGAUGACAGGGACUCGGACAAAGAAGACUUGAAAGAUUGUAAGAUUUCACAAAAAAAAGAUAAAGCCAACACACACCUAGGUAAUUUAACCAAUGAUGGAGGAUCUGACAGAGGAAAAUAGCCUAGCGUGGGCUGCAGCACAAGGGAGCUGAUUACUAAGGCUGGGGAAGGAGGAGGGAGGGGGCUUCUUGGCUUAGGGAAAUCUGUGCCCAUCAUAAAUAGCGCAAUAAAUAAAGGCAUGAACAAAUCCAA